Molecule: messenger RNA, 2819 nt
Organism: Nematolebias whitei (Rio pearlfish)
Lineage: Eukaryota; Metazoa; Chordata; Actinopteri; Cyprinodontiformes; Rivulidae
Product: E3 ubiquitin-protein ligase SH3RF3-like
Exons: 10
Coding region: 318-2819 (833 amino acids)
Molecular function (GO): metal ion binding; protein binding
Source: RefSeq, a predicted model, not a curated record
AGAGCGCGCGCACGCGCCGCAAUUCUGAUGGGCGCGCGGAAGAUGAUGAUGAGAGCGUGACCUCACCGCUUUCUGCACAGCUGCUGGAGAGAGGAGGAGACGCUCGGAGAGCCACGGACAAACCGAAAACACGCCGAAGGAGACACGGAGAGGUCCAGGACUGCCAGGACUUCGGGGGGAAAAGAGGGGGGACGCCGUCCGCGGUGGACACCUUUCGCUGGUUCACCCCCCCACCAGAAUGCUCUGCGCUCCCGGAUCGUUUCCACGGUACGAGAAGAAAAAGUCCCCGCGGCGUCUCCGCGAACACUGAAGCCCAGAUGCUCGCCCUCUCCGCCGACAUGGACGACUCCUCGUCGCUGCUGGAUCUGUUGGAGUGCUCGGUGUGCCUGGAGCGCCUGGACACCACGGCCAAGGUGCUGCCGUGCCAGCACACCUUCUGCCGCCGCUGCCUGGAGAACAUCGUCAGCUCCAGGAACGAGCUCCGCUGCCCGGAGUGCCGCAUCCUGGUGGACUGCGGGGUGGACGACCUGCCCGCCAACAUCCUCCUGGUUCGGCUCCUGGACGGGAUCAAGCAGCGGCCGCAGCGGGGGGGCGGCAGCAGGCAGUCCCUGGCAGGGGGGUCGCUGCAGGGGUGUGCAGCCGGGAUAUCAGCCUCCCCUCCGGGCACUGCAGUCAGAGAGCUGCCGGUGUCCACCAGGAGCUCCCCUGUCAAGAACAUCCCAGCGCUACCGUGUGGUAAAGCCCUCUACUCGUACGAGGGCAAAGAACCGGGGGACCUUCAGUUUUCCAAGGGUGACAUCAUCAUCCUGCGACGCAAGGUGGAUGACAACUGGUACCAUGGCGAGCUUAAUGGGAGUCACGGUUUCCUCCCAGCAAGUUACAUCCAGCUGCUGCGGCCACUGAGUCAAACCCCACCCCAGGGCAAAGCGCUGUAUGACUUUGAGGUCAAAGACAAAGACCAAGACAAAGACUGUCUGGCCUUCAGCAAGGAUGAGGUGCUGACAGUAAUCAGGCGAGUAGAUGAGAACUGGGCAGAAGGCAUGCUGGGAGACAAGAUUGGCAUCUUCCCUAUUCUCUACGUGGAGUUAAAUGAAACAGCAAAGCAGCUGAUGGACAUUGACAAACCAAUGCCAGCUAAUGCACCAGGUCCCAGCUCUGAGCCAGCCCCACUGGGCCCCUGCUCCCCCGGGCCCUCCCCCGUUGCCUCCCCGUCUAAUGGAAAUGGCUCUGGCCACAGGAGAGGCGAGGGGAAGAAAAACGCGAAGAAGCGACAUUCAUUUUCUGCACUAUCUGUGAGCCAGAGAGCUGCCCAGUUCAACAACAGACACAGCAUGGAGAUCUCUCACCCAGUCCUCAUCAGCUCCUCGGACCCCAGAGCUGCCGCACGCAUUCAGGAUGCAUCUCCUCCAGGUCCGUCCCCCUCCUCGGUGGGUGUACCUCUCCCCCCCAAAGUGGCAUCUCUAACAUCAGAGCUGCUGGCCCAUGCCAAGGUGCAGCUACCACUCAACAUAUAUUUGGCCCUAUACGCCUACAAGCCUCAGAAAGCUGACGAGCUGGAGCUAAGGAAAGGGGAGAUGUACCGGGUGACAGAAAAGUGUCAAGACGGAUGGUUUAAAGGCACAUCACUGAGAAGCGCUGCCUCUGGAGUCUUCCCGGGAAACUACGUCACUCCCGUGUCCAGGGCUCCUUUCGGACUUAAUGCUACUCGUGGCUCAUGUUUGUCCAGCCCAGUUGGUGGAGGAGGAAGUGGGAGCACUCAAGUGGCGAGUAAAAUCUCAGACCCUUCAUCUCCAGGAUCCCCAGGCCCCUCUUCGUCUCGUCCCGCCACCCCGCUCACGACAUUGGCAAACUCUAGCAAUGGCGUCAGCCCCGCCUCUUCGCCACAAACCGCCGCCGCUCAGCUGAAGAACUGCCUGCGGUCCAGUCAGCAUACGGUUAACCAGGCACGCACCUCAAUGCAGCUGGUCCACAGCCCCCCUGCUGGGAGCCCCGAGCGCCCCUCUGUGGCCAUCAUAUCCCCUCUGCGUCCCCAGAGCCAGUCAGGUCGUCCUCUCUCCAUGGUGUCUCCAGGACCCAGCUUAGGCCCCUCCCCUCUGUCCUCCCCGGCUUCACGUCCCAUCCUCCCCCUCUCCUCGCCUCUCUCCUGUCUCACACCUCCAAAUGUGUCAGCCAUAUUCCUCAAUGGUGAGCCGGGCAGCCCACUGCAGCCUCCGUCACCUGGUCCCUCCCACGUUGUCACCCAGGGUGUUCUCGCACCCAAAGCAGAGAAGCCUCAAAAGGAGAGAAAAGCUGCAGGUUUGCUGAAGCUGUUGUCAGGGGCCGCAGCCAAAAGGAAACCUCGCUCUCCCCCAUCCUCACCACCCACCCACGGCCCCUCGCUGGCUGGCCCAGGCGCCGGACCCAACGAUCCAACCCACCGUCCUCACUAUCAUCACCACCACGGUCGCUCCGGCUCUUGUCCAAUGGCGUCGCAGGGCCGGGCCGGCUCCUGUCCAAUCGAGAGCGACAUGUCGGGGGCGAUAGGGCUGGAGCCUCUGCACAGGAAGUCCGGAUCCCUGGACACAAACUUCCCAAUGUCGCCCCCGGCUACACGAGCAGGCAGUGCUCUUCUGGUCCUCCAGCCUGAACCCAAACCCUUGUCAAGAGAGAGGUUUCGUGUGGUUGUACCUUACCCUCCUCAAAGUGAGGCUGAGAUCGAACUACGGGAAGGGGACGUGGUGUUUGUUCAUAAGAAAAGGGAGGAUGGUUGGUACAAAGGCACCCUGCAGAGGACGGGUCAGACGGGUUUGUUUCCUGGCAGUUUUGUUGAGAGCUUUUGA